Molecule: messenger RNA, 1722 nt
Organism: Cyanistes caeruleus (blue tit)
Lineage: Eukaryota; Metazoa; Chordata; Aves; Passeriformes; Paridae
Product: alcohol dehydrogenase 1
Biological process (GO): retinoic acid metabolic process; retinol metabolic process
Cellular component (GO): cytosol
Molecular function (GO): zinc ion binding; all-trans-retinol dehydrogenase (NAD+) activity
Source: RefSeq, a predicted model, not a curated record
AGUGUGCCUGAGAGGACUUGUGGUACCAGCAACCCAGCUGCUCUGGAGGUGACUGAGUUCUUGGCGCAGACAAUCAGCAGUGGCAAGAUUCAUCAACAUGAGCACAGCAGGCAAAGUUAUUAAAUGCAAGGCAGCAGUGCUGUGGGAAGCCAAUAAACCUUUCAGUAUUGAAGAAGUGGAAGUUGCUCCACCAAAAGAACAUGAAGUUCGCAUAAAGGUCGUGGGCACUGGGAUCUGCCGCUCUGAUGACCAUGUGAUAACUGGUGCACUGGUUAUGCCUUUUCCAAUAAUUCUUGGGCAUGAAGCAGCCGGUGUUGUGGAGAGUGUUGGGCAGGGAGUGACUUCAGUCAAACCAGGAGACAAGGUUAUUCCACUCUUUAUUCCACAGUGUGGGGAGUGCAAGAGCUGCUUAAACACCAAGAGUAACCUGUGCAGUAAAACUGACCUUGGUACAAGAGCUGGAUUAAUGCCUGAUGGCACCAGCAGAUUCACCUGUAAAGGAAAAGCAAUUUACCAUUUUCUUGGUACAAGUACCUUCACUGAAUACACAGUAGUGCAUGAAUCUGCUGUGGCCAAAAUCGAUUCUGCUGCUCCUCUGGAAAAAGUUUGUCUAAUUGGCUGUGGAUUUUCAACUGGUUAUGGGGCUGCUGUGCAGACUGCCAAGGUGGAACCAGGCUCCACCUGUGCCAUCUUUGGCCUCGGAGGAGUUGGCCUCUCUGUUGUCAUAGGCUGCAAGGUGGCUGGAGCUUCCCGCAUCAUUGCCGUGGACAUCAACAGCGACAAGUUCUCCAAGGCCAAGGAGCUGGGAGCCACCGACUGCAUCAACCCUAAAGAUUUCAAUAAGCCCAUCCAUGAAGUGUUGAUGGAAAUGUCUGGUGGGGGUGUGGACUACUCCUUUGAGGUCAUUGGCCGUACGGACACCAUGACUGCAGCCUUGGCCUGUUGCCAGCAUAACUACGGAGUCAGUGUGAUUGUGGGAGUGCCCCCUGCAGCACAAAAGAUCACUUUUGAUCCCAUGCUCCUCUUCACUGGUCGCAGCUGGAGAGGCUCCGUCUUUGGAGGCUGGAAGAGUAAAGAUGCAGUUCCCAAACUGGUUGCUGACUACAUGAAGAAAAAGUUUGUUCUGGAUCCAUUAAUAACUCACAUACUACCUUUGACAAAGAUCAAUGAAGGAUUUGAUCUUUUAAGGACAGGAAAGAGCAUCCGCAGUGUCCUGACGUUUUAGGAUUGCCAGACAUUAAACAGCAGAUGGCUCAGCACCAGUAUGAACUUCACCAUCCUCCAAUACAACUUAUAUGAAAUGCAAACCAAGACUUUCCUGAAAGAUCUACCACUUCCCUUGAAUAAAAGGAUCAAGCUCAAACCCCACACUUCAAGCACAGAAUUUAUAAAUGAAACCAUCUUUUUUUCUUCUACCUAUUGCUCCUCAUUCUUGCAUUGUGCUGCAAUUUUUUUUUUUAGCUAGUUAUGAAUUACAGGACUUGCUCCUGUCACGGGUGUUAUAAAAAGUUUGGAUUUUUAAAAAUUACUUAUAAUAUGCAAUCUUUUAUAAGGAAGGAAAUUGUUUCUUUGGGCUUCCAUAACACUGCAAGCUUAAGGAAUUCAUACAUGCAGUUCAACAAACUCUAGAUUAGAACUGUGUAUCCAUCCUGAUUGACUGUAUCAUUCCAAUGCCUAAUGAGCAAGGAAUAAUAUAGCAGAAAUUAAAAUUUAUGGUGAACA